Messenger RNA from Patella vulgata (common limpet), 7049 nucleotides. RefSeq names its product endoplasmic reticulum-Golgi intermediate compartment protein 1. NCBI's taxonomy places the organism in Eukaryota, Metazoa, Mollusca, Gastropoda, Patellidae. Bases 118 to 1008 code for a protein of 296 amino acids. The record is from RefSeq and is a predicted model, not a curated record. Gene Ontology annotation, cellular component: Golgi membrane; COPII-coated ER to Golgi transport vesicle; endoplasmic reticulum membrane. Gene Ontology annotation, biological process: endoplasmic reticulum to Golgi vesicle-mediated transport; retrograde vesicle-mediated transport, Golgi to endoplasmic reticulum. The transcript is spliced from 10 exons.
GAUGCGCAUGUCUGCCAGGUGUUCUGCUAAAAUUCGAUAACAUCUGGAACAACUUGUAGUUUACCGGUAAAUUGACAAAUUACAAGCAUUUAAUUCACCAAUUAUAAUCCAGGAGCCAUGCAGUUCGACCUUCGCAGGUUAGAUAUUUAUCGGAAGGUCCCGAAAGAUUUAACGCAGCCAACUUUCGUGGGAGCAUGUAUAUCAGUAUCCAGUGUGUUGUUUAUAACAUUCUUAUUUCUCUCAGAGUUGCUGCUCUUUAUUUCCAUUGACGUAACAAGUGAAUUAUCUGUAGAAGAUCCAGUCCGCCAUUCUGAGAAGAUUCCAGUAUUUAUUAAUAUUACACUACCUAAACUAGGUUGUGAUUUUAUAGGACUGGAUAUUCAAGAUGAUAUGGGAAGACAUGAAGUUGGUUUCCGUGACAACACCGUUAAGGUACCUGUUGGUGAAGGAGGAUGUCGAUUUGAGUCUCAUUUCUUAAUUAACAAGGUUCCUGGUAAUUUUCACGUAUCAACGCAUUCCGCCGAACAACAGCCUAGCGAACCUGAUAUGACACAUAUUGUGCACAGGUUGAGAUUCGGUAUGGACCUACAGGAAGGAAAGAGAAAGGUUUUAAAGGCACAGGAUGUGAAAGGAUCAUUUAACUCCUUAGCUAAUGUUGAUAAAACAAAAGCAAAACCUAUAUCUACUCAUGAUUACAUAGUAAAAGUUGUACCAACAGUUUACGAAGAUAUCAGUGGAAAUAUUAGAUAUCCUUAUCAAUAUACCUAUUCGUAUAGGGAUAUAGUACAGUUCCAUCAUGGUGGUCAGUCGAUACCAGCUAUAUGGUUCAGAUACGAUCUUAGUCCAAUCACAGUUCGUUACAAGGAAAAACGGAAACCAUUCUAUACAUUCUUAACCACGAUUUGUGCUAUUGUAGGAGGAACUUUCACAGUUGCAGGAAUUCUAGAUUCUCUGAUUUUCUCUGCUGCAGAAAUAUUCAAAAAAGCCGAACUAGGAAAACUAAGUUGAUCAGGAUAUUUUUAUAGAAAAUCUUUUCAAAUUAUUUUUUUGUACAUGUAUUAAGAUAUACAUUCCAUUUUGCUAUCGUGAGCCGUGAAAGUCAUAAACCCUCUUUUUUUUAUUGGUGGUGGAUUUUAGAUAAAACUCUAGCUAUCGCAACAAGAAUGUAAUUAAUGCUGAAAUUAAAGAUGCAUUAUUUGAGAAUUAGAUAAAAAGCUGGCCAUUCUCGCUAUGAUAGGUCACAAAUAGAUAAUGAAAAAUGAAUAUAUUGAAAAUUUCCUUCAAAUUACAUUAAUUUCUUGUAUUGUGGUGGCCGCAAUUUAGUCUGUAAUUUAUUAUCAUUAAUUUCUUGGUCACAUACGUUACUUAAGUCGCCACAUUUGAUUUUGUUAACUGAGAUUUGCAUUGCAAUUAAUGCGAUCGGCUACAUCGAUUUCUUGCACACAUUAAAUAAAUUCUAUUUUUAGAUCCACUUGCUUUGAAUUCCCUGAAUUGGAAACUUGUCAUUCAGUUCCUUGAAUUGGAAACUCAUUGAGUUCCCUGAAUUGGAAUCUGUCAUUGAGUUACUUGAAUUGGAAAAUCAUUUAGUACUCUUUAAAUGAAAACUCAUUUGGUUCCCUUGAAUUGGAAACUGUCAUUCAGUUCCCGGAAUUGGAAACUCAUUGAGUUCCGUUGAAUUGGAAACAUGUCAUUGAGUUCCGUUGAAUUGGAAACUUGUUAUUGAGUUCCCUUGAAUUGGAAACUUGACAUUUAGUUCACUGAAUUGGAAAAUCAUUGAAUUCAUUUACCAUUAUUCAUUGUAGUUUUGUACGAUAUAUCAAAAAUUUUAUGAAAUUAAAUACUCUGCUGGUCUGGGCAAUAUGUGAUGUAGUGCCUUCCCCUAAACUAUUGGGUUCACCUUGACUAUAUUUAGUAACCCUGUCGUUUUAUUAUAUAAUCGCCAUCCCUUGUCUUCGCAUCAGCUCAGUUUGUAAGCCUUAAUAUUCCGUGUAAAUUCAUUUGAAUCUUCUUGCUCAGAUUGUUUAUACGGUUUGAGAGGAAACAGACAUGAUUUGUUAAAAUGUAAAUGAAUUGACAGUAAACUUUGCAUAAGUCAGAUUUGUAUAAGUCGGAUCUUCGCUGAACUCGGAUAAAAUCGUUUGGACCCUUUGAUCUUGCACGUUUUUCUUAUUAAAUUUCAACACGUAAGUCAGAUUUCCUAAGUCAGAUCUUUGCUCAACUCGGAUCAUAAUGUUUGGUCCAUUUGAUCUAAUUCCGGCUUUUUUCCUUCGCCUGUCAGAUCGGCAGUAUGUUCAGAGUUUGACUAAAUCAUUUUCGUCCCAAUGGUCUAAAACGUGGUUAGGUAUUCCAUGCACAGAGCCCCAAAAUACUUUCCACUGUCAUUUUAGCUCAAAUCAGCAUAUUUGACGCGACGCAAUAAAUUUGAAACUCGCUCUCUGAUGUAUGAGACACUUUCCGGGAAAAUUUAGGACAAUUUUCAAAGAUGACGACAAAACAGAAGUUUUCUACUCGCACCAACACGGAAGUUAUCUAUUCACAUGUAUGAACAAAAGCUUGAAAUGUGCCAUUGAAUCAGUUAUUAUCCGGCUCUUGCAGUUUAUUUCUAAUCGAGCUAGGAUUGAAUUUCGGUCUUUAGCUAACUCACAUCUUUGCAUAACUUAGAUAAAAUUGGUCAGUCCACUUAGAUCCGAUUUAUGCUAAGUUUACUGUAUUUACUUAUUGACUGAUAAUUACUAGGGAUUAUAUCUAUGAUUAUUUUGUAUUUGCUGCUGGUGUAUGCUAUGAAUAUAUUGGAUUUGUUGCUGAUGUCUGCUGUGAAUAUAUUGUUUUUACAGCUAAUGCCUGAUGAAUAUAUUGUUUGCUGCUGAUGUGUGCUAUGAAUAUACUGUAUUUACGACUGAGUAUUUUGUAUUUGUUGGUGAUGUUUAUUGUAAAUAUAUUGUAUUUGCUGCUGAUCUCUGCUGUGAAUAUAUUGUAUUUACGGCUGAUGCCUGAUGAAUAUAUUGUAUUUGCUGAUGUGGUCUACUGUAAAUAUAUUGUAUUUGCUGCUUAUCUCUGCUGUGAAUAUACUGUGUUUGCUGAUGACGUCUACUGUAAUAUAUUGUAUUUGCUGCUGAUCUCUGCUGUGAAUAUAUUGUAUUUGGUGAUGUGGUCUACUGUAAAUAUAUUGUAUUUGCUGCUUAUCUCUGCUGUGAAUAUAUUGUAUUUGCUGAUGUCUACUGUGAAUAUAUUGUAUUUUUUGCUGAUGUCUGAUGCAAAUAUAUUGUAUUUGUUGCUGAUGUUUGAUGCAAAUAUAUUGUAUUUGUUGCUGAUGUUUGAUGCGAAUAUAUUUCAUUUGCUGCUGAUGUCUGAUAUGAAUAUAUUGUAUUUGUUGCUACUGUGUGAUGAAUAUAUUGUAUUUGUUGCUGAUGAUAAUGUUGUAUAUAAUUAUAGGAGGCUGAAACUCUUGGUGUGGGAUAUUUUUAUAUAUUGUUGUUAUUUUAUUUAUUAUUAAUAUUAUAAAUAUUUACUCUCUAGGUUUGUCCAAGCAAAUUUUCCUCAUAGCACACUGUAUGGUGUAUGCCCAUCUUCAUUAGCCCAGUCGGAGCAGAACAGUAGGAUGCUAAAUCUCAAUUCAUUACUCUCUAGGAAUAUACAACGUUUGAUUGAAUUGAUGUAUUUUCAAAUCCAUUAUGUGACAAUAUUAUCUAUUGUAUUGACCUCUAUGGGACAAAAUGAUCCAGUCUUGACAUAAGGCACCUGUCACAAACUUUAUAAGGUAAAAAUUAGAAUACAACGCUAAUAUUAUAAUAUAUACUUUGCGUGAUGAUAAUUGUCGAACCAAGUUUGUGACGGGUGCCUUAUGUUCAGACUUGAAAAUGUUGUAGGUGUUUCUCAACAUUAGUGAUCAAUAUUUAUCAAAGUCUAGUCAUGUGGGGCCUUAUUCAGCUUAACCAUUUUAAAAAUGUAAUCUUUUGGUUGACAAGGGGGGGGGGGGGAUGGCCAAAUGGUUAGCACGUGUGCUGUAUCAUAAUGUCUGUCAUUGGGUCCACUGGCAUGGUUUCAAUUCCCCAGUUGUACGUGACAAGGAGUAGGGUCGCCUGUCCAACCUCGUGGGUUUUUUGCGGGUCCUCCUGUUUCCUCGCACUGCUAAAGACCCCUACGCGCAAGCAAAUUAUUGAAAUAAAAUUGAACCAUAUGUUAGUCCCAAAAUGACCAAGUUUGUGUUGAGUGGACAUUAAACCUCAUUUCUCUCUCUCUCUCUCCUAGAACCUUGGAUUUAAGUUCUCAACCAAUGAAAAGGCUGCAUCCUUAAUCUAUUUGUUGAAAAGGCACCAGGUCUUCUUACAAGCAGAAAAGAUCAAGCUCUAGUCUUAGGAAAAGAAAAGAACCUCGUUAAUGAUUUUUUGGGAUGUGUGUAGUUACCUGUUUUCUAUUAUUCAAACUUGCCACCAUUCCUUCUUCUUGUUCAUGAUCAAAUUCAAAGAUAAAAACUGUUUUAUUUAUGAAUAAUUUAAUAUCUCAGUGCCUAUACCUGUUACAGAAUAUUAUUGGUUAUUAAAGGUGCAUUAUGUAAGAGCUUAAUCUGUCUAUUGGAGGGAUUGGGUGAUCGAAUUGUUAGCGUGUGUGCGUUGUAUCAUAAGCUCUGUCAUUGAGUCAACUGGCGUGGUUUCGAUUCCCCGGUUGAACAUGACAAGGAGUAGGGUUAUUAUUGAAAUAAAAUUGAACUGUAUGUUAGACCCAAAAUGGCCUAGUUUGUGUCAAGUGGACCUUAAAUCCCAUCUCUCUCUAUUGCAGGUCUUUAUUUUAGCUUCAAUUGUUAUAUGUUCUAUAAUAAGCCUAUAAUCAGCUCUAUAGACCGUGGUGAAUGAGGCUUGAGUAUUUCAGUGCCUAAUUAAAGGGAGAUUAGGUAAGAUUUAAAUAAAGAGCUGACAGUUAAUAUAAUAGUUAAAAAAUAGAAAAUGAAAACAGAAUAUGCUGUCAAUUUCAGUCAAAUUGUUUCACUCUGAACCAUGAUAUUAGCAAUUAAAUUUUAGGCUAGCCUCGACCACCGUUAGUACGAUAAUAAACAAAGUCUCAGUUAUCUAUUUUUAUGGUAAAUUAUCAAUCACAAUAACAUAUUCAAAUCCACUAUAUAUCGCAGGGUAACGAAGGCAACGAGAGUUAAUUAUGAUUUUGAUAAGCUAAUGAAUGUUUAAUAAUUUAUAUAACAUUCUAGGCCUAUCGAAAGACCUGCAAUAGGCUGAUUUAGCUCUUGCAUAAUGCAUGUUUAAUUCUUGUUUAAAAACGUUAUUGUUAUUAAAUAUAUAACACCUGUUAUUGUUUAUUCGUAUCCACUGUCUGGUUAACCAGGUUAACUUUAACUAUAGUCUAGGUCGACAUGGGUACCCAAAUCCACCAUUUUUCAACUCAUUUGACAAUAAUUUAUAUCUAUAUUUGAUAAUAUACCGUUCUUUGGGAAAAAAUCGCAUAAAAUGCUACAAUUUUUAAUUAAAAUUGACUUUUUGGCAUAAAGAUCGCUUUAUUAUCAAAUAUAGAUAUAUAUUUUAAUGAUUUGAGUUGAAAUAAUGGUAGAUUUGCUUAAAUUGUGCUAACAUGUCGACUAGUAGUCUUUUGGCAACAUGCUAAUGUUCCUCACAGCAGAUGUUACAUAACUUAUUAUUGUUCUAGAGUUAAUGUUUUAAUCAAAUUUUGUUAUUUUUGAAAAACUGAGCUAAAAUUAUUGUGAAUGAAUAUUAUUGAUGAGUUACGUCCGUUGUUAUUUUUUAAAAGCUGAUUUAUGAUUAUAGCAUAUGAAUUUUAAUAAUGAAUUAUGAGCCGUAAUAUUCGAAGUCUAUAUGUUAAAAUAUAUACUUUGUGUGGUAAUUUGUGUCUACCAAUGUCUGUGACAGGUGACCACCCUGGCUUCUUGAAGGAAGUUAGGGCAGAGUGAUGCACAUUUACAUUGAGUUUGGUAGCUCAUUUUCCAAACCACCAAAAUAUACUGCUCCCUAAACAGACUUAAAAAACCUAAGUCACGAAUAUAGAAGUAUUAGGUCUUAAAUAAUACACAGUUAUUUAUGUGGCUCAGUCUUUUUGAGGGGCUAGAGAGGAGGCUCUAGUUUCGGCAAGUCUAGAUGCCAAAUAAAAAGGGUUAACAUAUACGCUUAUAUUUGACUUACAAGAAUGUUGAAAAGAACACAAAUAUAUUUAAAUAUUAUUAAAACUUAAGACAUGAAUUUGUUGUUACUGAUGUUCAUGUUAUGGCUGAAUAUAACAUUAUGUAAAGUUAUUUAUUGUGGGAAAGCCAAUAAUGAAAUGUUAAUUCUUGAUGGAUGAUCGAUUGGGAGGUACAGAAUGGCAAACAAGAGACAUACAAUUUAGUUCUGUCUUUGAAGUAAUAAUGCACAGCGAACUAGCCACACUGGACAAUCUUCUCUAGAUGAUGUUGGUCUUUUUUCUACGUCAUGACACCAUUCUGACUUUUUUUCAGCGUAACCUUUAGAAGUUGUUACAUGUAAGCUUUGAGGUUGUUAGUCUCUAUCAUCCAGAAAAAUAUUCUACGAAUAUUAGUCUGCACAGGUUGUCAACAUUUGAGAAAAAUUGACUAGAUAAUCCGGUCUUUCACAUUAUUGUAAACAAUGUCUAAGGGAGGUAACUCCUCUUAGAACAAGAUGUUAACGCCCAUGUUAAUUUAAGAAUGUCAUUUAAAAAAAUCCAUUUGAUUGCAUGCGAGUUCAAUAUCUAACACUCUUAAUUUUUUAUUGUAAAAUUUCUCUCUUCAUGGGCCAUAUCUAUGCUUUUAAAAUUAAUCCUAAUUCGUCGUCACGAUUCAUGUUUGUUUGCAAGAAUUAUGGGAUUUAUUGUGGAAAGGGGCGCAACUCUUACGUGACUUGGCUUAAGAGACUGGAUAAUCAACCACAUUAAAAAACCAAACUCCCGGUUACGCAUGGGCAAUGGACUGUACGUCAAAUAUUGACAACCUUCCCAGACCCUCCGUAUGUUGAAGACUAGGAGGUUCUGGGUGACCGAGACUACGAGGUUGUAUUUGUAUAAAAAUAUUCAUUUAGAAAUAAAUUUUUGUACAUCAA